UCUACUACUCUUUUAAGAAACACCUUCAUGGCAUCUGACGAUGGGAGUGGUGUCCAUCGGAUAGAAUACAGUUUCUUUGUUGCAAACAGUACAGUUGCACUUGAGAAAGGGGCCAUGCCAGCCAAUAGGAAUAAUGCAACGAGGGCAUGUAUUCAAGAUCCCAGGUGUAACUGUGUACUAGAAACGUGUUUUCUUAGAGAACAAACACUGGAUUUUGAUAACUGCCGGUUUCUUGUGCCGAAAGAGGAUUUGAACAAGUCAGCUAGAAUAGAAGUCACCGUUUACAACCAGGCUCUACUUUAUGACACAUUCACAAUAAACAUAAGGCGUCUGACAGAUUUGGGUGGUCUAGAGGAAUAUUCCGGUCCAACAAAUAUCCAUAUAGAAAAGAACCUUGCUACCGGCGUUCGUCUUGUUUGGGACUUGCCUAAGAAAGCGUCUUGUUACGGUAGAGCUGAUAUUGAUGUAGUUGUGGUAGAUUCAGGUGGAAGAGUUAAAGUGAUACAUGUCCAUAAUGAAGGAACGUUUAUUGACCUUGUUGGACUUGAGCCAGACAAUGACUACAGCAUUUCUCUUAAACUCGGGUACAGGGGCACAGAGCUUGCAGCACAGCCUUACAAGUUUAAAACUGCUCCUAAACAAAAUUAUCUUGAAGGCAGUGUGAUUGCAGGUAUUGUUGCUAGUGCAGUAGCAGUAAUUGGCAUAAUCAUCUCAAUAGUUGUGGUUACGUAUCGGCAAAGACGAAUGCAACCUGAGAAAGAUGGUUUGAAAGCUUUGUCUUUUAAAUACCGAAACGCGGUAGAUGCUAUAAACAAAGGAGAGAAGAAAAACAACUCUGAAAUGUAGAAAUGUCCAACGGUGUACCAAGAGAACUUUGGGAGAGAAGAUGAUAUUCAUGGAAUUAAGACAAAAAUAUAAUAAACUGUUUCUAGCUGAACAAUUGUCGGAUGAAUUCUGAAAUAAACAGUUCGAGAAUUAAGAGACUCAUAACUUAGUUUUGCUUGUAAUUUCUAUUUUUAGGCCUGUUGAACCAGUUCUUUAACUAAAAUGUAUUGUCAGAAUUUUUAAUUUGUAUGUUUGAUGAUGAUUUUGAAGUCUUGUUAUUAGGAAAGGUAAUUUGUUUUUGUUUGAUAUUCAGUUUUAGAGAGUAUAUUAUUCACGAUAUAUGUAAUCAGAACACAGUGUUUUAUAUCCCAAAUUCUUGAUAAGACUUUUGCAAAGACAAAAUACUUAGGCUAAUUACACAUGAAUCAAGCACACUGCAGCCAAACAUGAAAAAUAACUUGACUGGUGAAAAGGGGUUCAAAUAUUAUUUUUGUUAUUUUCGAUUUUAUUUCUUUCAUUUUAUCACUCACAAUAACAUUAAAUUUCUCUAAAUUAAGUGAUUAAAAUCGAAUGAUGAAAUAAUUGAUUUAUCAAAAUCAAGUCGUAAUAAAAUAAUUGUGAUGGCAGAGGUCUCUAUUCUGUUUACCACGUAAGAGAAUGCAAUUUAUCUUAUUCUUUAACAAAAACCUUCUAAUAUGAGAGCUAUGUAAUUUAGCAAACAUUACUAAGUAAAAAAUUCAAAAU
Mercenaria mercenaria is the source of this 1569-nucleotide messenger RNA. RefSeq lists its product as uncharacterized. Bases 28 to 846 code for a protein of 272 amino acids. The transcript is spliced from 7 exons. The record is from RefSeq and is a predicted model, not a curated record. Gene Ontology annotation, molecular function: protein binding. Lineage: Eukaryota; Metazoa; Mollusca; Bivalvia; Venerida; Veneridae.